This is a messenger RNA of Scleropages formosus (Asian bonytongue), 4717 nucleotides long. Its product is annotated as RING finger protein 166. Lineage: Eukaryota; Metazoa; Chordata; Actinopteri; Osteoglossiformes; Osteoglossidae. The transcript has 6 exons. Gene Ontology annotation, biological process: protein polyubiquitination; ubiquitin-dependent protein catabolic process. Bases 219 to 998 code for a protein of 259 amino acids. The record is from RefSeq and is a predicted model, not a curated record. Gene Ontology annotation, molecular function: ubiquitin protein ligase activity.
UUAGCUAUCUUGCAAUGUUUACUUCUUUGGUGCCCGGCGUGUCAUCUUCUGCACAAGCUGCCAUUUAACACUGUCGGCUCGAUGUCGUCUGCAGUAUUGAUGAUGCCGCAUUAAUACUUCAUCGGCGCGCCACUGAUGUGCAUUUGCGACGUAGCUGCCGAAAGAAACGAACGUUUGCGAUUACUAGCUCGUGGCGGGAUCGUGCCGCCGAGUCCGAGAUGGCCAUGUUCCGCAACUUCGUGUCGGCCGCCCAGCUCAGACAGCACCACCACCACCACCAUCACCACCAUCACCAGCAGCAGCAGCAGCAGCAGCAGCAACAGCAGCAGGAGCUUCAGCAGCCGCAGGCCUCGUGCGACAGCAUCGAGAGCCAGUUCUCGUGCCCCAUCUGCCUCGAGGUGUACCACAAGCCCGUGAGCAUCGCGAGCUGUGCGCACACGUUCUGCGGCGAGUGCUUGCAGCCGUGUCUCCAGGUGGCGUCGCCGCUGUGCCCCCUGUGCCGCAUGCCCUUCGACCCAAAAAAAGUGGAGCGCUCCUCCAGCGUGGAGAAGCAGCUGUCGUCCUACAAGGCGCCCUGCCGGGGCUGCGGCAAGAAGGUCACUUUGGUGAAAAUGCGCUCCCACAUCUCAUCCUGCACGAAGGUCCAGGAGCAGAUGGCCAACUGCCCCAAGUUUGUGCCGGUUGUACCCACCUCACAGCCGAUUCCCAGCAAUAUCCCGAACCGCUCCACCUUCGUGUGCCCGUACUGCGGGGCCCGCAACCUGGACCAGCAGGAGCUGGUGAAGCACUGCAUGGAGAACCAUCGCAACGACCCCAACAAAGUGGUGUGCCCCGUGUGCUCAGCUAUGCCCUGGGGAGACCCCAGCUACAAGAGUGCCAACUUCCUGCAGCACCUCCUGCACCGGCACAAGUUCUCUUACGACACGUUUGUGGACUACAGCAUUGAUGAGGAAGCGGCCCUGCAGGCGGCACUGGCGCUGUCGCUGUCGGAGAACUGAGUCCACACCCCGUCCACCCACCGUCUCUCCCCUCAGAUCCACCUGUCCUCAAACGCUAAACUGCUCACCACAGCUGCUGAGCCACUUCCCCUUCUGACCCGUAGGGGGCGCGGCCGCCGGCGUCAAACGCUGCAAUACAGAAACGCAUAGAGACGCGGGACCGGGGUCCGAAGAACAACGCCCCUUUUUUUUAGCAUGAGAUCUCGAGGUGAAAAUUCGAUGCAUUAUGCGUUUCACGUCGACGCAGUUUGUGUAACAUUUUUUUGUAACGGACCAAAUUGCUGUGUCCUGACUCAACACGAGGGAGCAGUGUAACGUGCGUGUGUGUGUGUGCGCGUAUGAAUGUGGUGCACAUCAGGCAGGGUGUUGCUGGGCCAGUCAGUUCAAAUCAAGCACAGAGGGUGAAGCGACACACACCGCACACAUCGUAAUGCAACAAAGAUCACGACACGAAGCCUCCGAGCUCCCUGUUUUCUACUAGGGUUCCUGACUACUUCCGCCGAUCACAUUUUUUCUACAUGAUUAAAGUGUCGUAUGGUUCUUAUUUUAAAAGUUAAGGGGAAAAAAAAUUGUAAUAACAUUUAUUCUUCAUACUGCUGUUACCUGAUUAACUUGCUACAAUAGUAUUUUUUUAUGAAGCAGAUACGAUAAAGAUAUAUUUUUGAAGAACCUUCAGUUCUAAAUGCUGCACUUAUAGCAUGAGAGUGAUGUGCACAUCUGACACCUGUAGAGAUGUGUUCCUUGUUUUUCAUUGUUUUCUCACAUAUCUGUCGGUGCAGGACUUCUCGGUUGUAUAGGUGUCCCGGAGCUUACGGUGGCCUCGUGUGUGGAGUUUAAGGACAGCAGCAGCGGCAAAUGGCGACUUAAUCUGGAAACGAGUACAUUAGCGGGGUAAUUCAGUUAAGGGGAGCGGCAGGAUUUUCACUGGUAGGGUCUAAUUAAUAAUUUAAAGCUUGCUGCAUGUUUUCUGCCCAUCUGUGUAGUAGUGUAUGACAGUCGUGUGUGUGUGAUGUUCUCCAUUUGACAACGAAGACAGGCAUCCCUCUCUAUAUACAGUAUAAGAUUGGUGUAUUUGGAGGGCCAGUACAUAUCGUUUAGGGAUAAUAAAGACAAAGCAAUUUCCUGAAGUCAUGUUUUUAAGCCAGUGGCUUUGGUGUGUUUUGGUUAAAUGGCCACAGCUGUGUGGGAGAGGGCAUGCUUCUUGCCAGCGGAUUCUGGGUACAGCACAUCUGCAUUGAGCAGGACCUCGAUGACAAUGUGGGUGGCUGUCCCAUAAACCCCGUUUUACAAGGUCCUCAGAUUGCUGCGUGUGGUUGUACUUACAUGACCGAGUGAAUAUCGAAUGCUGAGCCAUAGAGUUAAGAUGGGAGGGCAUAUGUGUUGCUUAUGAUACGUGCAUAAUGAGCAUUUUGCACCCUUUUCAAAUUCCCCCAGAAAAUUUGGGACAUACAACCAAAUAGCAGAGCAGCCUGGAAGUCCUACUUUUCUAUACCAUUGUGCUUCAACUUUUUGAUCUCAGUGAUGAGCAACACAUGCAAUGGCUUCAGUUAGCAAUAGAUCAAACAUAUUACGCUGUUCUCAAUUAAUAAAUCCAGUGAAUAUUUGGAUCUGCUAAAGGCAUCAGAAAAUGUGAAAAUGUUGACAAAGCUAAAGAUAUGUGUGCAUACUCUGGUGGAAUUUUUUCCUGAUCAAAUUUCAGAUACCUAUGACCACUGUAAGACAAUGGCAGAUGAUAUUUAAUAGGUAGUUCUGUGUGUGAUUUCAAAAUACCAUCUGCCAGACAAAAUUUUCCUCCUGUUUUGGGUGAGAAGGUACAGAUGAGCUGUAUACGUCAUUACACUGGCGUUUUUACCCAUCCGAUAGCUCUGAUAGUUUUACCUGUCGGGUUGCACCUGCUCUGCAGACAUGUUUACUUGCAAGGGCUGCUGGGAAAUGUAGUCUGUUUCAGUCAGAAUUUCACAGGAUGUGCGUGAGCUUUGGGGCAUGCAGCGGAGCUGCGGACUCAGAACUGCCCCCGGGGGGUGUUUUUCAUUGCGAUCGCUUGGUGAAGGAGAAAAAAGGGGAAAGCGGAGUUAGGGAGAGCGCUGGAAACAUAAAGGCAUGAUGUACAAACACGGGACAAUACUGUGGAAAGCCUAAGGUUUCACCCAGGCCUGAUGAGCCUUUUUCUUUUGCCUGGGCUGCAUGAUGAUGAUGAUGAUUAAUGAUGGGUCACUUUCCUUGACCAACAGACCUGAAUAUAUACAGUAUAUAGCACUUUAGUUGAAUAAUUUCAAAGUGUUUUUUUCAUUGAAGAAAAUAUGGAAUAUUUUCUAGAUUUUUUUACUCCGUUUAAAACCGAUAAGUGUAUGUAUGUCAAGUGAUUGUUGAUGCUGUAUGUUACUGUGCAAGAAUGAGGGUAAAACCCUUUUCUUCAAUGUAACCGAGGAAUGUUUCGACUUCACGGAGGGAGCGGUAUUCCGAAGCGUAUGUGUAUAUUUGUAUUUGCUGUGGUUGAAUGUGUUUGAAGUUACCAGACAUUUAAUGCUAACAUGAUUGCAGGAGUGGAAGUGCUAAAUACACUGGCAUUUCGAGAGCUGUACAAAUCCAAAGUGUUGUAUGACUCAAGAAAGCAAAGACCUGUAGAGAGCUCCUGCUUUUUCCACUUGGUGGGAAGUUUUUGUCUCUGGUAUUGGCACUGUUAUUCACUGUUUAAUGCAAUAACUAUUGAGAGUUUAAUACCUAAACUGGAAAAUCUGUCAAUACAAAAGCACCAUUAAACGUGUUCUUCAAUUUCCUAAUUAACUUUUUUUCUAAGAGCUUCGUAACAAUCCUGUUUUGUACAUAAUUGAGCUUUGAGUGGUUAUCAUGGACGUGGCUAUUUCAUAAAUAUGUGGUUUUAAUUUUUUAAAUUGUAUUCCUUUUUUCCUCAAUCUUGCUGCAUAAAUCCAAAAUUCAUCUUUGGUUUUUGUCAUUACAGCCAAGCAUCAAUUGUGAUACUGCUCCGUACCACCACGGUGCACGGCAUACAUUGUACCUGGACAUCCAACACAGGCCAAAGUCAUUUCUGCAACUAAUACUAUUCCAGGCUGAAUUCACAUGGAGCAAAAUAUAUAUUUGCAUGUGAUUCAACCUGAUUGUGAAUAAAUGCAAAGGAUUCAGUUGCUCGAGGGCUACGCAAGAGACAUGUCUUUAAAAGGGACUAAUGCGUAAUGAAGUGAUUUGAGUGCAGUAUUAUUACUCUGUUUGGAAAACGCUUGAUGGACCAGUGAGCAGAGGCCAAGUUGGCCAGAUUGCAGAAUAUAGAAUCAAAACGGGGGGGGUGGGCAGACAAAAAGCUCACUGAUGAUGUGAACUCCUCCCUGGACUGUGUCGCCUGACGUGCUCUCGGUGCAAAGAGCAAAGUGUCGGAGGUGGAGCACCGUUCCACAGCACUGCGCAAACAGGCUCGCCCCCAUGUGGCACUGGGGUUGCUGGGCAGUGUGCUCCGCUCCGCCUUGGCCUCCCUGCCCUCCAUCAGGGCACCUUACAGAGACUUAUGCAUUUGUAAUAAUAAUAAUAAUAAUAAUAAUAAUAAUAAUAAUGGCAAUGUGGGUUUUAAAUUUAGUACACUGUUUCAGGUUUAAUAAUACCUUUAUUCUGUAUCUGUAGCAGUUUUUUUUUUCCCUCAAUAAACACUGACCCAUAAACACCUUGCUUGUCAGUCUGUUGCUAGUACAGAAUUUACAGUAUUGGUGGAC